Caretta caretta (loggerhead turtle) is the source of this 4185-nucleotide messenger RNA. Lineage: Eukaryota; Metazoa; Chordata; Testudines; Cheloniidae. The record is from RefSeq and is a predicted model, not a curated record.
UCGGAAGACAGGAUAUGGGGCUAGAUGGACCUUUAGUCUUAUAAAUGCCAUGUCCCUUCCUCAGAUGCCAGCCAGUUGUGUCUCUCUGCUAUGUUUUAACUUCCUGCUCCCCUGGCUGCUGAGGUUUAGGCCAGAGAGCAGAGAGACAACCAUGUGACCUGACUAGAUCCUCCCACACCACUGAAGUCUUCUCUUCAUAAGCUUAAGGCCUGGUCUGCACCUAAAAACUUAGGUCGACCUCUUUCACUCAGGGCUGUGAAAACCUGUGUGCUCAGAACACUGUAUGUAGUUAGGUUAACCUAAUCCCUGUUGCGGGUGCGGACGUAGACGGAAGGAUUCGUUCCUCAACCUAGCUACUGCCUUUUGGGGAGGUGGAUGAACUAUGCGGACGGGAAAAAGUCUUCCGUCGACACAGGACACGUCUAUGCUACGUCACUACAGUGGCAUGGCUGUAGCGUAGACUCUGUCUUAGACAGGGAGGAGACCUAUCCCAUCCCAACACAGGUAUAGGGCCAUUUCCCAGUGCAGCCUAAUCCUGCAGUGAGGUUGCCUGUUAGGGCCCCUGCAAAAACUGGCCGGGGGCUCAGCCUAGAGGACCUGCAAAUCUCUUCCUCAUGGGUUCGUGCAGCUCUUGAAGGAGUCCAUUGGAGGCGAGGGCCAUCUACUGAGAGAAAGACGAUGAGUGAAUCUAGUGCAAAAUCCAGCCAGCCCUUGGCUUCCAAACAGGAGGAGGACGUGUCUGAGAAGAGAGGGCGGGGACGACCCAGGAAGAAGCCUCAGCAGGAACCCAGCGAGGCACCAACCCCCAAGAGACCACGUGGCAGACCAAAGGGGAGCAAAAACAAGGCCACUUCUAAAGGCAGGAAAGCUGCAGUAACACCUGGGAGGAAACCUCGAGGCCGGCCCAAAAAAUCGCAGAAGGACGAAGAGGAAGUGAACGUUUCGCAGGAGUCAUCCGAAGAGGAGCAGUGAAAACGCUUGAACCCGGCACUACCUCAUCGUUCAACUUACCAAUUUCUCGUCAAGUUCUUGGACUGAGGAAGGAACCAAAACAAAACAGAAAUCCUUGGUGGGAGUGUAUUUUUUUUUUUUCCUCCUCCGCGCCCCCCACCCCCCACACAACUUUCUCACCCUCAAACAGCAGCAGCACUGGGGUUCAGAUCAAACCGACGGAGCGGCCACCACGCUCGCUGACGGACGCUGUUAACUCGAAGGGGGAAACCGGGCUCUGUUGUUUCUCUUUCUUAUUGGACAGGGUUAAAAUUUAGCCUAUUGGCUGAUGUAGUUUCUUUUGUUCCUAGUGAAAUUCACUGAGGGAAGGCUCCUGUAGAACGGUUGCUUUAUUGUUUUGUGAUUUUUUUUUUUUUUCCAAACACACUUCAGGGUAGGGAAAGGAGGAGAGGGGGCUGCUUAUGGCUGUCUGUAUUUUUAGUUUUCUUUUUAAACUAGUUGGGGACAGAUCUGUUAAAGCCCUCCACCCACACACCCCUUUUCCCUGCAGCAUCUCUACUUUGCACAGGAGCUGCCCCAAAGCUGCAGGUGAUAUGAGCUUCUCCCUGCAGCCCUGAGAAGGGAGCCAAGGUCUGUCAAGGGGAGUGGCGAGUGUUAGUCUGACAGGGCUGGCUGAGCACCGCUCCCCCAUCUCAAACUCCCUUGUCACACACAGCUGCAGAACCGUCUGACACUUCCCCCUCUUUCCUUGGUGCUGAUGUUUGAGCCCACCCUCCUCAGCUGCUGGCCCUGCGGGGAAGAUUUAAAGGUGGAGGCCGCCCUUCCUGCUCUGGGAUCCCCUAACUGAGAGGGCAUGAAGGAAGCUCCCUCUCCUGUGCUGAUCCAGCUCCGGCUGAGCUCCCCAAAGCUCUGUGCUGGCCUAGGGGAACCAGCACUUGUGUAGUUUUCUCCUUUGGGCCCAGCAGCAGAGCAGGGCUAUGUAUUAAAAUCACUUUAGGGGGUAGGGCAAUAGUAGUGCAUCCAUGGCUGGCUGCACGAGGGCCUCUGAGCUGCAGCUACGUGUUAACGGUUUGUUUCAGUUCAACCAAGGCAUGUUCUGUUGGCACUGAGGUGUGAUCACACCCAGCACGCAGAGCCCCGCUGGGGGAAUAUUCCACGAGAUAGGACUAUAGAGACCCAAGUUCUAUUCCAGACUCUGCCACUGGCCUGCUGGCUGACCUGCGGCAAGUCACAUCACCUGUGUGCCUCAGUUUUCCCCAUCUGUAAAAGGGGGAUAAUGUUACCAACUGCCUCUGUAAAGUGCUGGGAGAGCUACAGAUGAAAAGUGCUAGGCAAGAGCUAAGUAUUACCAUCGGGUGCAUUUUGAAGGACCCCUAGACAAGCCUACAGAGCAUCCUGCUCAUGAUAGAGCAGGCUCCUCCUUGCAGUCAGAAGAGUGGCACAGCUGAAACACAGAGCAGACACAUGGUAUAGGGACCAGCUGGCAAUCCGAUCCACCCCUGCCCCCACAGGUGACCAGUGCACAAUCGCAAGCCUGGAAGCAGGGUGCAGCCAGAUUUGUCUGAAUUACUCUAGGGCAGAGAUUAAAACUGACCUGCUGCCAUCUUGAGAGAACUUUUAAGACUCAGUGCUCAAGAAUAGUUGUCCUUUUGUUUUAAGUUACAAAGUCCAGCCACCCCUUGCUCUUCUAUUACGGAAGCACUAAUGCUUUCUGCAUCCCUCCUUCCAACUUACAAAAGCAGACUUCCCUCUCGGCAGAAGACCGAGACUCCCCGCAACACACAAUAGAUAUAACACGGCACUAUUGGCUGCCUUUUCGCUUCAGCUUCCCCCCACCCUGUGUGUAAGGCUCAUAAGGCCGGCUACCCUCAGUCAUGCUGCAGCAGCCCUCUGAUUGCAGGACUGUGGGAUCAGCCCCAGAGGGGUGUCUGCUGUUUAAAGGGGAAUUUGCCUUUCACAGGCAGCAUUGCUGAUUCUUUCUCUUUCCCAUCAGCUCUGUGGAAUUCUCCAUCAGGAAUAGCAUCGCGGGCUUUUUAGUGACACUUGUACUUCCAGGCCAGAUUUCAGGGGAUUUUUUGUUUUAAGGUUUAUUUUUGUUGGUUUGUUUUUUCCCUCCUCCAUUCACAACUACCUCUGGAUAAUUUAAGUUCCAUUCUCUUAACCAUAGAUAUGCUGCUGCUGUUACUGCUGCUGUACUGGUUACAACAUUUAUUAUUCCAACAUGGUCUUUCUGGUUUUUAUUCCUCCCCCCGGGAAUGAUUCAUUUACAGUCGGGAGCCGAAGCUGGGUGGAUGGCUGGGAGCGGUGGGGGGAGAUCAUUUAAAAGUGUUAGGCUAUUCUACUAUAGAAAGGGACAGAAUUUUUCAAGGAGGUGUGGUGAAGACACCCCGUCAACCCUUUCCCCGGGGCUUUCCAGCCAACGUUAGAAAAACAAGAGAAAACGGCAAAGCAGCAACCAUGACCUAUUCCCCAACAGCCAUUAGCGCUUGCCAGUGGGGAAAACACCCUUCCCUGUCCCUCUGCCCCAUUGGGAUUAGUGCUCUACUGCCGUGGCCUGGAAACAUUCCCCGGCGGCUCGAGAUCACUGAACUGGAGAUGUUGCUCUCUAGAGAGAGAAGCAGCCUGGGUCGGGCGCGGGACUAGGCCUGGGUCUGAAUAAUGGUGGAGUCAGCCCCUGCCUCUGUUUCCCCACCUGCCUCUGGAGGGGAUGAUGUUCGUGAGGUGACUCAACAACAUGGAGCGCCUUAGCUCGCAGGAAGGCGCCCCUGCUUGCGGCAGGUAAAGGAGGGGCCGGGGCGAGAUAUUGUUCGCUCGUUAAUCCACAUCAGGUACCAGGCCACUUACUCUUUUCAUGCUCCAUGCCUCAGGCUGGGGGAUUAGACUCAGCAGGAAAGUAAACAGCGUGAGCGGCUGCCUCCAACGACCUGAGAGAUCCCUUCGCCACACCACACUCCAUCCCUUUAGCUACAACCAACUGCAGCGGAGCUGGAGGUUAUUACUAUGGGGAAGAACAAAGGGGUGAAAGCAGUUUUGGGGUUUACAUUGAGAGUUUUUACUGGGUGUUCAAGUCACCUGUCCAGCAGGGCGGCGGGGGGGACACCACAUGAGUGUAAGCCGUGGCUGGAGAAAGCAGGCAGAUGGCUGACAAUUGGUAAAAAGUGGAUGUUUUUUGGUCCAUUGUUAAAGACCUUUUGGUUUCCUAUUUGCAGUUACUUGAAUAAAACAUUUUAUGGA